Corylus avellana is the source of this 620-nucleotide messenger RNA. RefSeq lists its product as uncharacterized. The record is from RefSeq and is a predicted model, not a curated record. NCBI's taxonomy places the organism in Eukaryota, Viridiplantae, Streptophyta, Magnoliopsida, Fagales, Betulaceae.
UCCUUUUUUAAUAUCUCUCCCUCUAGCUCUUAUCAUACGCACCCACAUACUCUGACAUCACAUGGCUCCGGAUCAACAACCCCACCACCCAAAUCCGACCGAAACCCGCCUCAUCCCGGCCGUCCAGGGCCCAACAACACGCUUCCAGAUCCCCCUCCGCCGGCGUAAACUGCCGACAGUCCGCCUCGGAGGGAAGAAGCCCCGGAGAGCCUUUAUUCUAGCGAGAGUUUUUAGGAGGAUAAGGCUAAGAUGGCUUAAGUUGCAGUACACGUGCAUGCUGAAGAAGCUCAGGGAGUAUUAUCGGAAUUUGGUUAAGGAUAUCGUGGACGCCGGCGCAACGCUGGAGACUUUCCACCAGAGGGUUCUGAUGGAGGCCUCUCUAGCCGUUCCGGUCAUGGGCGUUUCUUUCAAUAACUAUCCGUCUGUUUCCGGGUCAGGCCGCCCUUGAAGAUCCCUCAUCAUGUAGAAGUCUUUGUCUUCGAUCUUUCUUCGUAAGCUUUCAUCUGCAUCCAUUUCUUGCUCUACCACCUUGCUUGUUUUUUCUUUUUUGUUUCUCCCUUUAUUUAAAUCAUUUGAAUGAAUCUGUAAGAAAGUGAAAUGAACAUGUAUAAUAAUAUAUU